Molecule: messenger RNA, 2827 nt
Organism: Anolis sagrei ordinatus
Lineage: Eukaryota; Metazoa; Chordata; Lepidosauria; Squamata; Anolidae
Gene: C8A
Product: complement C8 alpha chain
Biological process (GO): complement activation
Cellular component (GO): membrane attack complex
Molecular function (GO): protein binding
Source: RefSeq, a predicted model, not a curated record
AAAAAAAAACUGGAGGAGGAAAGUACACUCUCCAAAACAGGUACCCAAAGGGUUUCCAACACAAAAUUGAAAGGCAUUUGUUUUCACUAGAAGAAAAUGUGGUUCCAUCUGGGUAAGAUAUUUUCGCCUAUGGUUGUCUUGAUAGCUUAUCUACUAUCAUGUCAGGAUACAGCUGCAGCACACAGUAAGCUAACAGGAUUGCCUUCGCAGAGACUUAGAAGGCAAUCUGGAGCACCUGUACCAAUUAGCUGUCAGCUAAGCCGGUGGUCAGAAUGGACUGAAUGCUUUCCUUGUCAAGACAAAAAAUACAGAUACAGAACUUUGCUGCAACCAUCCAAAUAUGAAGGGAACAUGUGCAUUGGCAGUCUUUGGGAUAAAGUGGCAUGUGAACCAACAGGAACAUGUACUAUGAGUCAAAAUUGUGGCAGUGAUUUUAAGUGUAAAGACAGUGGUCGCUGCAUUAAACGCCAUCUUGUAUGCAAUGGAGAACCAGAUUGUAGGGAUGGGUCAGAUGAGACUGAUUGUGAAGAUGCUGAAACAUUCUGUGAUGACAUCGAUCCAAUCCCCGGUGUUAGAAGACUAGCACAAGGUUACAAUAUCCUUACACAAGAAGGAGCUGACAUAGUGUAUGAUCCUACAUACUAUGGGGGCCAAUGUGAAUCUGUCUAUAAUGGAGAAUGGCGAGAAGAGAAGUAUGAUCCUGUGUGUGAUAAACUGUACUAUGGGGAUGAUGAGAAAUAUUUUCGAAAGCCAUACAAUGUUCACUUCUAUCAAUUUCUAGCACAUGCUGAUUCUGGUUUUUCUACAGAGUAUUUUGAUAAUGCCAAGGACUUACUGAAUGCAAUUAAACGGGACUCGUCUUGGAAUGCUGGUUUAACCGUUGGCAUAGGGCCUGUAGAUCCCGCUCUUAGUUUGGAAUUAGGGUUUCGCUUAUCACGUGGAAAGGGAACCCUCAGAAAUACUACAGACUAUGCCUCAAAGAAUUUGGUAUUUCUGCGAGCUCUUACCAAGGUACAAACAGCCCGUUUCAAGAUGAGACGAGACAAUAUAUUUCUAGAUGAAGACAUGCUUCAGGUUCUGAUGGAGCUUCCAGAUCAAUACAACUAUGGAAUGUAUGCUAAUUUUAUUAAUACUUACGGCACCCAUUUCAUGACAUCUGGAACCAUGGGAGGUGUCUUUGAAUACAUCCUUGUGAUUAACAAAGACAAAAUGGAAAAAGCAGAAAUGAAUAGCAACACAGUGAACCAGUGUUUUGGACUAUCAAUAGGUUUGACAAUUACUCCAGCGCCAAAUGUUGAUGCAGGUGCCAAGCUAUCACCUGAUUUCUGUAGUAAGGAAGCAAGCCAAAACAAAGACAAAAAAAGUGCCGAAUCAGUUAUAGAGGAUAUUAUUUCCCGGGUUCGAGGUGGAGACACAGCAUCAAUUGGCAGGAUCAUGGAAGGCUCCAGUGCUAAUGCAUACCGUUACUGGGGGAGGUCAUUAAAACUUAAUCCUGCUGUUAUUGAUUUUGAGCUGCAACCUAUACAUGAAAUACUGCAUAGAACCCAGCUUCCCAACAUGGAAAUCAAAAGGAAGAACCUGAGAAGGGCAUUGGAUCAAUAUUUACUUGACUUCAAUGCCUGUCGCUGUGGCCCAUGCCAUAACAAUGCUGAAGCCAUGAUGGUUGGGACCAAGUGCAUUUGUGAGUGCCAGAAUGGUGCUCGUGGCCCAGCAUGUGAAACUACAAUGCGGGAAGUUGGUCCAGCACAUGGUACCUGGAGUUGUUGGGCUCCAUGGACUUCUUGCCAAGGUGGAUCUAGAAGACGUACAAGAGAAUGUAACAACCCAGAACCACGAAGAGGUGGAAGAACAUGUGCCGGCAGGAAUGCACAGACAUCAGAGUGUUAAAUAUUUUCUGAGAGUGGAUUAUUAGUGGAAUAAUGGAUUCUGAUUAAAGAACAGGGUAAACCAAGCAUUGAACCAUAAAGAUAUACAUGUAUAUAUAAAGUCAGUUUAGGUGCCCAACAGGCAGGGGCGACUCAACCCAUUACGCAAAGUAAGCAUUCGCAGUAUAGUUGAUUUUGCCCAAGGGCACUCUUGAGGCGCUCUUGGGGGAAAAUAGACCUUGACAUAUGCGAGUUGUAGUUACUGGGAUGUAUAGUUCACCUAAAAUCAAAGAGCAUUCUGAACUCCACCAAUGAUGGAAUUGAACCAAAUAUGGCACACAGAACUCCCAUGACGAACAGAAAAUAUAUAUCAAUGAUUGGUUGGAGGGGGGGGGGCAUGCCAAAAUACUGUUUGCUUACCGUUGAAAAUUACCUAGGGCUGCCUCUGCCAACAGGGAAAAUACAAUUGUAAUGAUCUCAUAUGGAAUUAACAGUGUAAGUAUCCCAGCUACCAAUAGGGUCUUCCAGAAAAUGGAACUGCUUCUAUCUGCUGAAAGGAGCAAUUUCCCCUCCACCUGGAUCCCUUCCUCAUGCAUCCUCAAAACCCACCUUGGUGAGCUAGGAAAACUGAAAAAUUGCAUUAUGGCAAGAAUUAGAACUGUGUGGAUGAGAAAAAGGAAGACGUUAGAACUUAUCUCGCAAAUACCCGUUAGCAAAAGGGCUGGAUUUAGGUUUGUAAAACCUCUUCUGUAUGCAAUGCAUAAAGUUUUGUGGAAAGGGAAAAAAAUCAAACCCAAAAUUAGAAGGUAAUGUAAAUUCGGUGACUUCCUCUAGUCAAUGCUAAGCUAUGCUCAUUCUAUGAGAUCAAUGUUAAUUCUAUGGUAUCAAUGCUGCCCACAUAUGGUGGGCAGUUCAGAACAUUCCAUUCCAUGUGUAAUAAUAAGGGAUAGUGUCCACAUCUA